Molecule: messenger RNA, 960 nt
Organism: Cylas formicarius (sweet potato weevil)
Lineage: Eukaryota; Metazoa; Arthropoda; Insecta; Coleoptera; Brentidae
Exons: 1
Coding region: 1-960 (319 amino acids)
Source: RefSeq, a predicted model, not a curated record
AUGAACGAAGACAUCCCAUCACACGUCAUACAGCUAGCGGAGCACUGCCUAAAGAACACGUAUUUUAGAUACGAUGGUCAGCUCUAUAGACAGACAGAUGGCGCCCCAAUGGGGUCAUCACUUUCGCCAGCGAUAGGAAACCUGUUCAUGGCCUAUUUCGAAGCUCAAGCGAUCCGAGAAAGUCAACUCAAGCCGAAGCUCUGGAUCCGAUACGUCGACGACAUUUUUAUCCUAUGGUCCCACGGGGAGGCUAAGCUAGAUCAUUUUCUAACUUACUUCAAUUCUUUACACGAUAGAAUCGAGUUCACCAUAGAAAAGGAGAAGGACAAACAACUACCAUUUCUGGACGUCCUUUUGACACGAUCAGACGGGAGAAAACUGCAACAUCAAGUAUAUCGCAAACCUACUCGCACCGACAGGUACCUGAAUGCACAAUCGCACCAUCACCCUAGUCAAAUCCAGGCCGUUGCCAAUACUCUGAUCUGCAGAUCGGUGAGACUCACAGACGAAAUCCAUAACAAGCAAGAAAUGGAAAAAAUCACACGAACACUGAGAGACAAUAACUAUACGGAGUCUACUAUACGAAAUGCCAAGAGGACGAACACAAGGACACGGCGAGACUCAACUAAAGAACAGGAAAGGGAAGACAUACCUUCAACUACUUUGCCAUAUGUAAAAGGAGUAACUGAUCAAAUAGGAAGGAUUCUGAAACGACAUCACAUCAGAACAACAUACAAACCACACAAAACAGUGGGUCAACUAAUAGGAAAUCCAAAGGACCCUUCUCACCUAGAAAAUCAAGGAGUUUAUCUGAUCCCGUGUAGAGACUGUCCAAAAUAUUACAUAGGACAAACUAACAGAAAAAUAUCAGCCAGAAUCGAAGAACACAAACUGGCUGUAAGCAACAAACAAAUAGCAAGAAAAAAAAUGAGACUGCAUCACUCUUGUGCGAUAAAUUAA